Molecule: messenger RNA, 2036 nt
Organism: Cynara cardunculus var. scolymus (artichoke)
Lineage: Eukaryota; Viridiplantae; Streptophyta; Magnoliopsida; Asterales; Asteraceae
Product: ALBINO3-like protein 1, chloroplastic
Exons: 11
Coding region: 170-1684 (504 amino acids)
Biological process (GO): protein localization to chloroplast; thylakoid membrane organization; protein insertion into membrane
Cellular component (GO): chloroplast thylakoid membrane
Molecular function (GO): membrane insertase activity
Source: RefSeq, a predicted model, not a curated record
CUUGCUUUCAUUCACUCAUCAUCUUCUAACCCUUCUUCCCCUGUUCUUGAAUACCACAUUCAAGAAUCUAAGAUACCGAUCAAUCAGUCAAUCCUCCUGCUACAAUCUUGCUGGGCCUCUGAACUUCUAGGGUUUUCAGCAACAAUCUUUAAACCUUGUUUAACAAGAAAUGGCGAACUCAAUUCCAUUCGGAUCAAGCACGGUUCUAUCCCCCUUUCCUGAUUCCACAAGAUUUCGGACCCUAAACCCUAUUUUACGAGGAACCCAAGUUGGGAAUUUCUCCAAGAAUCAUAAACCCUUUCUUCGUGGCAGUACCCUAACUGUGGCUAGGUUCGGGCCGGGGCAGGUCCAGUUUCCUGACCCGGAGAACUUCAGAGACCUAAUUGAUAGAGCUGAAGGCCUUCUUUAUACGAUUGCUGAUGCGGUUGUUUCUGCAACUCCUGAUUCCGGUAUCACUACGACCACCGGUGCUAAACAGAGUAAUGAUUGGCUUUCUGGGAUUACCAGUUACAUGGAAACUGUUCUUAAGUUUUUGAAGGACGGCCUAUCAACACUCCAUGUUCCUUAUGCCUACGGCUUUGCGAUUAUACUCCUUACAGUUCUUGUGAAGGCUGCAACAUUUCCUUUGUCAAAAAAGCAGGUGGAAUCUGCGAUGGCAAUGCGAUCUUUGCAACCUCAAAUAAAGGUUAUUCAGGAACGGUAUGCCGAUGAUCAGGAGCGGCUUCAGCUUGAAACUGCUAGAUUGUACAAAUUGGCGGGAAUAAAUCCUUUGGCAGGAUGCUUGCCGACCCUAGCGACAAUACCCGUCUGGAUUGGGCUUUAUAGAGCCCUCUCAAAUGUUGCCGAUGAGGGACUUUUGGCUGAAGGGUUCUUCUGGAUACCAUCUCUUGCUGGUCCAACAACAAUUGCUGCUCGACAAAGCGGCAGUGGCAUAUCUUGGCUCUUCCCUUUCAUUGAUGGUCAACCACCACUUGGAUGGUCAGAUACAGUAGCAUAUCUCGUGUUGCCCGUGCUCCUCGUGGUUUCUCAGUACAUAUCUGUUCAAAUCAUGCAGUCAGCACAGAGCAAUGAUCCCAAUAUGAAGAGUUCUCAAGUCAUAACCAGAUUCCUGCCAUUGAUGAUUGGUUAUUUUGCACUUUCAGUGCCUUCUGGGUUAAGUCUUUACUGGCUCACAAACAAUAUAUUAAGUUCGGCACAACAGAUAUGGCUUCAAAAGAUGGGGGGUGCAAAUAAUCCAGCAAGAAAACUUAACUUCGAAAAUCUCAAGGAAGAUCAAUCGAAAGUUCAGGAGCCGUUAUUGUUUCAAACUACAUCAGUUAAAGAAGCACCAAAAACAGAGAAGCCUGAUGCACAAGGGUAUAGGCCUGGUGAGAGAUUUAAACAGUUAAAGGAACAAGAAGCUAGGCGGAAACAGCAACAAGAGGCCGAAAAAGCUAAAGAGAUUUCGUUAACAGGAGAGGUGAAAGUGGAGAAUGACUCCAUGAAGUCUGUUAAUGGAGAUCCAUCGUCUUCUUCAGUUUCCAAUCAAUCUUCGAUUCUGAGGAUGGAUGAUGGUGAAGGUUCUGUUCAGUAUAACAGCGACAGCAGGAGGGAUCAACAGCAUAUUGAUGAAAAUCUUGAAAAGGAAAAGGCGACCACUCGUACAGCAGACACAGAAGAAGAACAUCAAGACGAAAGAUCAUGAAGAAGCAGCAAUCGAGAUAGCAGAUGCAAACUGUUGUACCACCACAUCCAUAUACGGUAAUAGGAGUACGAAGAGGAUCAUGGUUUAGGUGGCGAAAACGAAGCCAUAUAUGCAUAUCAUUCGAGCAUACAAAAGGUAAAAGUAUAUAUAAUGACAUGACGAUGAGCUUCUUGAGAUGUUCAGAGAUGAAGUAUUCCUUCUUUCAACUAUAGUUAUUAGGUUACGAGGACUUAGUACACCGACAGGCAUUCUUUUGUACCAUCAUAAUUGUUGUGUGUUCUUCUUUGCUUUAAUCUACUUCCAUAACAAGCUUUUUUGCAAAAUGCAAAGAAAUACAAAGACUUGUCCUAAA